AUGAACCAGCAGAUACUGUCGCUCACAAGGUGUUGCCUUUCGCAGCAGAAUGUAUCAUCUGCCGCAGUUUUCGUUCAACAAUCUUGGAGGACUAUGUCUAUAGCCGCAAACCACUCCGCCUCAUGCAGAUGCUAUGCCUCACAUACGAUUCAGCCGGUGCUUCCGUUUCUCCUUCCAUAUACCCAUCGUUCGAAUUCUCGACGUAGCCUAGGGCCCCGAAAAUCCACUCGUUUUUCUUCCUCGAACCAAACAUCCACAUUUUCGACAACGCAACCCAAGCACUGGGCAAAGGCGAUAUUGAACCCGCGGACCGAUGAUGAGGGGAAGCCCAUGAUGAUUAAUAUUUCGCCUCGUGCAGCAAAGCGCCUACGAGAAAUUACCGAUCCAUCCUCGGGGAAGUCGUCCACCGUAAAAGAUGGACCUUAUGACCACCUUCGUGUCACCGUGUCCAGUGGCGGAUGCCAUGGUUUCCAGUACAUGAUGUCGCUUGAUCCAGCGUCCAAAAUCGAUCCAGAAGACACGAUUUUUGAAGCAGACGUCGGCGAUUUAGCGGCGGAUGGACAGCCUCUUAGAGGUGAAGCCAAGGUUGUCAUGGACUCGGCAUCAUUAGAGCUUUUGCGCGGAAGCACGGUCGACUACACAAUGGAGUUGAUUGGAAGCCAGUUCAAAAUCGUCGACAACCCCAGGGCUAUAAGUAGUUGUGGCUGUGGGACGAGUUUCGAUGUCCCUGAAUAG
Molecule: messenger RNA, 735 nt
Organism: Paracoccidioides brasiliensis Pb18
Exons: 2
Coding region: 1-735 (244 amino acids)
Biological process (GO): iron-sulfur cluster assembly
Cellular component (GO): mitochondrion
Molecular function (GO): 4 iron, 4 sulfur cluster binding; iron ion binding; 2 iron, 2 sulfur cluster binding
Source: RefSeq, a predicted model, not a curated record